AAUUGGCUAUCGAAAUUACUCAAUCGUGAGUUAACGUCAGUUUUGAUCAGUUCUCCUUUAACGACGGACCUGUGUGCUAUUUAAUUUGGAGAUGGACUCCAUUCCUAAAAAUUCACUGUUAGAAUUCAAUCCAGAUACUCUUGAAUACGUACGUAAGAAGUGUAAUUUACAUCAGCCCGGUCGAAUGCAAGAAGCCAUUAAAAUAUUGGACGAAUGGACGAAAAAGCAAACACAUUUCAAAAACAAAAAUUUUGAUCCAUAUUAUUUAGAGACCACAAUUAUCGCCUGUAAGGGGUCAAUGGAAAGAGCUAAAACACAAAUUGACAGCAUCUGCACGUUUAGAACGUUACUACCGACAUUCUUUAGAAGAGUUAACGUGAAACAUGAUCUUGGAAAUCUUAAUGACAUUGUAAAACCAGUCAUAUUACCGAAAUUGACGCUGGAUCAUAAUCGGGUGUUUCUGGUCAAAUUCUAUGGAGGGGCAUUUGAGGCUUCACAGUAUAUGGAUUAUUAUAUUUUUUGCACUAUCAUUGCAGAAUAUUUAAAAGUGCACGAUUAUUUAAAUGGCUUUGUAGUAUUUACGGACUUCACUGAAAUUAAUUUAAUGGAUUUUGUUACAAAAUUAAAUCCAAUCGAACUUCGUCAAGCAUUAACUAUAUUCAUGCAAGGAUUUGGUAUGAAAUUAAAAGGUAUUCAUAUUGCGACUUCGUCGAAAUUUAUUGAUGUUUUGAUUACAAUAUUAAAGCAGAUCUUAAGUGAAAAAUUAAUCAAACGCAUUUCCAUACACAAAACUAUAGAUACCGUAUACGAACAUAUACCAAAGAAUAUUUUACCCUCUGAUUUUGGUGGGGAAGAACGAAGUGUAAAGGAACUUCAUGAAUCAUGGGUUGAACUACUUAGCUCAAAUGAGCAUCUGGCAUAUUUAGAUGGGCAGCGUGAAACAAGAACCGAUGAGACUCUCCGACAGUCACAAGUUUUUAAUGAACAAUACGCUGGAAUGCCAGGAACGUUUAGAACACUUACGGUAGACUAAUUAAAUACAUAUGUACAUACAUACAUUGUUUUAAAAAUGUUUAUACAAGUAUUACUUGGUAU
Molecule: messenger RNA, 1095 nt
Organism: Papilio machaon (common yellow swallowtail)
Lineage: Eukaryota; Metazoa; Arthropoda; Insecta; Lepidoptera; Papilionidae
Exons: 6
Coding region: 92-1033 (313 amino acids)
Cellular component (GO): membrane
Molecular function (GO): phosphatidylinositol bisphosphate binding
Source: RefSeq, a predicted model, not a curated record